GAAGAGCAAGGAAACGAUCACAGCUUCGACGAGCGGGCCAUGAACCGCCAUUUCCAGGACGUCGAGUCGAGCUUCUUACCGGAGACAACAGCGGCGCCAGCGGUAGAGGAGCAGGAACCUAUAGGAGCGGAUGACACAUACUUGGAGUUGGCACAACCGCCGAGCGUGCAAAGCGGAGCAGAAGAUGAAGAGGAGCGUGAGCAAAGCAGUCAAGCGGACACACCAGCAGGAGGAUAUCAGACUGCUGCGGCCGAGCGAUUUGAUGAUGGCCAGGAUGAAGAUGUCCCAGGAGAGCAUCCUUCGUCGCCGGCGGCUGCGGCGGCGGAGAGGACACAUGCGCGGACUGCGAGCUCUGCGAAGCUCACGCGGACGCAGCCUACAUCCAUCACCAUGGAGUCGAACAGUCGCAGCAGUCCGUCACCUUCAAUACGCGGGAUGCGGCCGCCCUCUGCUGGCUCCACGCUUCGCGAUACUUCCUCUCCACAACCGGCAAAGCUCAGCGUAGGACCCUCGGAGUCAUCUUUUCUGUCCAGUCCGAACGGCGACAAGCCCACUCAGCUCAAUCCUCGCGCGAGUAUGCGAAACGCUCGACAAGCGAGCGCCAUAUCAAUGCUGUCCAGCGUCACUAAUACAUCGGACUUGUCCGGAAGCGAGGCGGUGUAUAAUACCGACUUUGCGUUACAGACUGGCGGUGCGACCGGCGACCGAACGACCAAAGCUACGUCCAGACCGAAGCGCGCAGUCAAUCGAGUACCAAGCAUAGCCAGCGUCGGAAGCUUUAUGUCCGCAGGCGAGUCGUCAUUCCCAAGAGACGUUAGCAACGCUUCUCUGCUUGCGUCUCGAGCAGAAAGCAGAUUCGAUGGCACGCGUAGCAUGGCAGGACUGGAAACACCGCGCGCAACAACUUCCAACUUUCAUGCGCCGACCGAUACCGUUAUCGCACAGCAUGUCCAGAGCAUUCAGGUCCCGGAGACGGUAGCUAGGAACUUCCGUCUUCGCAAUCGAUCAGCAUCGCCGGAGAAACGUCCUGCCUCAUCAGGCGGCUUUGGCACGAGUUCGGUGCAGGGACCGCGACGAACAUUGACGUUGAAGGAGCAGAACAGCAAGAUUGACAAGCUUACCAAGGAGAACUUUGACUUGAAGUUGAAGAUCCACUUCUUGGACCAAGCGUUGCAGAAUCGUUCGGAUGAUGGUGUCAGGGAGUUGAUCGAGAAGAACGUGCAGUUUCAGACAGACCUUGCGAAUGAACGGAAAGAGGCGCAGAGUCUCCGAAAGAAGAUGAAGGAGAUGGAGAAGAGAAUGAAGGAGCAGGAAGAUGCCCUGAAAGAAGCCAGGCAGCAGAAGCACACCGAGAGGGACGACGAUGAUGACCCGGUUCUGCAAGCAGAGAUGCACGAGGAGAUUCUUUACCUUCGACAACAACUCGACCACUCCGAGAACACAGUCACCACUCUCCGCGAUGAAGUCAUGACAAAAGAGUUCGAGAAACGUAAAAUGGCCGAACACAUGCGCGGUAUGGCUGGUAAGCGUGGAGAGGACACUUCUGGUAUGAAGGAGAACAUGGACAUGUGGCAAGAUUUGUUGAACGCCGAGACCGGUCGCCGUGAGCAGGCCGAGGAGGACCUUACCAAGCUUCGCAAGGAACUCAAUGCGCUUCGCGUGGAAAGGCAGUCUCCCGUGGCGAGUCGGACCAGGAAUGGUCACUAUGCUGACGAGGGCAACGACGCCCACAACGAGGAGCUAGCAGAAUCCAACGCUGCGAUUGAGCAGUUGAAGCAUGAGAAUUCCGAGCUGAGGAGAGAUCUCGGUGCGCAGACCAGCAUGCUCACUUCUCGAAAUCGUGAGCGCGAACGGCUGCAGCAGGAGAUUGAAGAUCUCAAGUUACUGCAACGCAAAGGUGAUGCAAGGUCUGUUGCAGGGGAAAGCAUCUUCGAUCGAUCAAUCUCCCGAGCGCAUCAUCAACGCAGUCAGUCUCGAGCCGGUAGCGAACUCCCGAUCUUGAAUGAGGUCGAGAGGGAGGAGUGGGACCGGAAGGAGGGUCAGCUACGAGACCAGAACGCCGAGUUGAGGAUCAAGUACCAAGAGCUGGAAAGGAGCCACAACACCCAUCUUCAGUACGUGACCGUGCUCGAAGGCGACUUUCAAGAAAUGGAGCAGGAACUCGGCGAGUGUCAGGAUGAUCUUCUCAAACUCCAAACUGAGCGCGAUGACACACUGCAGGCAUACGAGGAGAAGGAGCAAGAGUAUGCCCAACUCAAGGAGGAAGCACUGACCGAGAUUUCUGCUUUGGACGAGGAGAAGAAGGCACUCGAGCAAGACUUGACCAAUGCCGAGAACCGACUUCAAAAGACGCUGAACAAGCUGCAGACUACCACGGACGGCUACAGAGGUCUGCAGGGCGAAUUGCGUGAAAUUACUCAGAGCGUGAUGAACCUGGAAGACGAAAAACAGGCCAACAUGAAGACGAUCCAGAAUCUGGAGUCGCAGAUCUCGGAAAUGGAGGAGGAGAUAUCGAAGUGGGAGCAGAAAUGCAGUGAGGUGGAGGAGAAGAAUCGCAAGCUGGAGAUCACCACAGAGAGCCUGCACUCGGAAAUCACAUUCUUGCGCGAGGAGCAGGAAGGCGACAAGAUCAAGAUUGGCGAGUUGGAGGAUGCGCUCAAUGCCGCGCAGCAUCAAAUAUCAGACGAGCAAGAGAAGUUGCGUGAAGUCGAGGAAGGCAUCUUUGAGGAGAGGCAGCAGCGAGACGUCUUGGAGAACAAGUCAAAAGAGGACGUGCAGAAAGUGCUUGAUGAUCUCAACAGCGAGAACGCAAAGUCGAAGGAUGAGGUCCGUCGUCUGCGUCGCAGCCUCGCCACGAAGGAAGUCGAGUCUGGUAGCUGGAAGCAGAAACUGGACGAGCUUGAGCAGAAUCUUCGUUCUAUUCUGGGCGAUCCUGAUGGUACCAAGCAGAGUCUGCUGGCCGAGAUUGAGAAACUGCAACGCGAUUUGGAGACGACUGCUGGCCAGCUUGAUCGCGCAAAGAUGGAUCUCUCUGACAAAGAUCGUCUGCUUCGCCACCGCGACGGACUCCUCGAGAGCACCAGUCUGGAAAGCCGUCGUCUUUCUGACCUCCUCGAGAAGGAGCGUUCGUCCCGCAAGCACGAUCUGGAGCAGUUCGAAAAGGCUUCCCGAGGUCAAGCCACUCAUAUGCGCACCAUUGCACAGCAGGAAUCUCGCGUCCUCGAGCUCGAAACCGCAUACAGCCAAGACAAGCGCAAGAUGGCGCUCCUCGAAUCGCAGUUCCGCGACCAGCUCAGCGAUCGCAACACCCUGCUAUUUGCAUUGUGGAACCGUUUGUCCACUCUGUGUGGUGCAGACUGGACGCAGACGAAUGGCAUGGUCCACGGCGAGAAUACCACGAUUGAGGUCAUCGCCCGCAAACAGCUUCACCCAUUCCACGACAACAUCCUCAAUGCCGUCAAGACGAUCGAGGCUCUGCUUGGCGGCUUCAAGGGUCGCAUCCGCAGCAUUGAGAAAGAGCUAUGGCGUGACUACCAGACUCUCGAGCACAAUCUCUCACUUCGUAUCAAACGCCAAGACGCCCUC
Zymoseptoria tritici IPO323 is the source of this 3585-nucleotide messenger RNA. RefSeq lists its product as uncharacterized. The record is from RefSeq and is a predicted model, not a curated record. The transcript has a single exon. The annotation marks the transcript as partial. Lineage: Eukaryota; Fungi; Ascomycota; Dothideomycetes; Mycosphaerellales; Mycosphaerellaceae. Gene Ontology annotation, cellular component: microtubule organizing center.